UCGACUGCAGUGACUUCGUUCCGAUCGUUUUCGGAUCAAUUGUAUGAAUUGUAAAAAGUUUUGUUAAAUUUAGAAGCACUCCAUAGGAACACCUAAAUAUUAAUAUUAGAUUGAAUUUCUUCUAUAAUCAAAAAAUAAAAAGUAGUUAAACAUGGCAUUUGCAGGAUUAAGGAAACAAAUUAAUAAAGCUAAUCAGUAUAUGAGUGAGAAAAUUGGAGGAGCAGAAGGCACAAAAUUUACUGAUGAAUAUAUGGAAAUGGAAAGGAAAACAGAUCUUACAAAUGAAUUGGUCGAAGAAUUAAUUGUGAAAACAAAAGAAUAUCUUCAACCCAACCCAACAUCCCGAGCAAAAUUAACUGUUAGCUCUAAACUUAGAGGUGGAGCUAAAGUUCAUGCUUAUCCCCAACCUGAAGGAAUCCUUGGUGAAACAAUGAUUAAAUUUGGAAAAGAUUUAGGAGAAGAGUCUGCAUUUUCUACAAGUUUAAUAGAAGCAGGAGAAGGCUUGAAGCAAAUGGCAGAAAUUAAAUAUGCCCUUGAAGAUAAUGUAAAACAAAAUUUUCUGGAACCACUUCAUCACCUGCAGUCGAAAGAUUUGAAAGAUGUUAUGCAUCAUCGAAAAAAACUGCAAGGCAGAAGACUCGAUUUUGAUUGUAAGAAACGAAGACAGGCUAAAGGAUCACCCUUACAACCUCGAAAAUCUGGAACACACGUCAGUGAAGAAGAAAUAAAACUAGCUGAAGAUAAAUUUGAAGAAUCUUUUAAUUUGGCUUCUAUGGGAAUGUAUAAUCUUUUAGAUAAUGAUAUAGAACAAAUAUCUCAAUUAGCUGCUCUAACUGAAGCUCUUUAUGAAUAUCACAAUCAAUGUGCUGAAAUUUUACAAACAGUUUCUGAAAGAUUGGCAGAACAGAAGAAUAAUGCAGACAGUCGUCCUCGAGAAGCAUAUCAACCAAAGAAACUUUAUGAAUUGAACAUCCCCGAUUUAGGUCUCAGAGAUGAUAUUUCUCCACAAAUAGAUACAGGUGGACAUUUUAACGGUGCACCCCCUCCAUAUCCCGUUGUAACAGCUUCCCCAGCUCGCUCUCCUGCUUCCUCACCCGUUAAUCCACGUCAAGUUGAACCAUUGUUUCUUGGUAGCUUCACUACUGGUCAGGGAGCUGCAACUUCUCCUGCUCGUACCCCCAGUCGUUCUCCUAACGCUUCUCCUUUGCCUUCUCCUGUCCGUUCUCCAGCCAGGACUCCUGUUCGUCAACAUCCUUGUUGUCAAGCACUGUAUGACUUUGAACCUGAAAACGAGGGAGAACUAGCCUUCAAGGAAAGUGAUAUUAUCAAUUUAUUAAAUCGGAUCGAUGAAAAUUGGUACGAGGGAACGAUCAAUGGCCGCACAGGUCUCUUUCCAGUCAAUUAUGUCCAGGUCCUUGUACCAUUGCCAUAAAAUGUUACAGAGAUAACAUCAGAGAAAUUAUCAGUGAAAUGUUAAGCAGAUGAGAGAUGAUGAUUUAAGAUCUUGCUUUUUACAUGCCAAAGAUUUGUAUAGAUUUUAUUAAGUUCCCUAGAAUAUGUUGCUGUGACAGAACAUAUUGGAUUGUUUCAGAGGAAUGAUGAGAUUUUGCAACUGCAUUUGCACCAAGAUUCUAUAAAUUAUAACUCAAGAAUAAAGAUUAGGAAACCAAACACUUUAUUUUUGCAGCGUUCGGCAUUAUAUUUUUGUUCAAAUUCAGAAUCGACAUAUUUUUUUUUGUUGUUACUUAUUUCUUAAUUAGUAUAAAACCCUUAUCACUAAUGAACUGAACAUAAGUUUGUAAAACGGCAGUAUUUAUGGUAACUUUUACUUUGUCUGACAUUGUUAUUUUUAUUUAUGUCCAUCAGUAUCUGCAAUGAAUUCAGAAGACCGAAAAGUAUUUUUGUACAGUAUGAUUGUUACAAUGUAGAUUUAUUGAAAAGUUAGUUUAUUAUUAUUAUUUUUUUUUUUAAGUUUUGUGCCAUAAUCUAUCCUCUCCAUUUAUAAUUUUGCAGGGAAUAUUUAUUUAUAUCUGGAGUCAGUAGUGGUCUUGAUUAUUGUUAUUUGCCAAUUAAACAGAAGUCUUCUCUCAUCUGCUGCAAUUUUCAACUAAAAAUUAUAAAAAAAAAAGAAGAAAAAGAAAAAAAAAAGCACAAACCUGUUUUAUAUUUGUACAUUUACAAAACAAAAAAAUGUAUGUUUCUUUUAAGAAUUUCUAUUAAUUCUGGUUGGUAGUUAUAAAUUGUAAUUUAUUUAUCAUCCAAAUAUUGUUGCGAGUCGGAAGUUUGAUUUUAACUAAAUUUGGAGUAGCGAAACACGUGACUAAAAGAUUUAUUUUUCCUUAUUUUGAAUACAAGUCUACUUCUUGGUUUCCAAAACAUUAAGGAUUAAAAAAAGAAAAAGGAAAAAAGGAAAAAUAUCAAUACCAGAUAACAUAUAAACAUACACUUACGCAUUUUAAAAAUUCUAUAUUAUGGUUGUCAUUUUUUCUCCGAUGUCAAUAACAACUAUAUUUGUGAUUUUGAAUAUAUUAUGUGUGAUUGAGUACAAAUUAUAUUAUAAAAUGUCUUUCUAUUUGAAUCGCAGAAUGUAAAUUCAUUUUAAAAGUGCUCAGAGUUUAUAUAUUUUUCAGAAUAUUCUAAAUUUUGUAAAAGUCGAUUUCACUUUCUUUCACCUGUUAAUGUUUCGGUGUAAUUGUGACUUUAAAAUUGUAAAAGAAAAAAAAUAAUAAUCUAUUAAGAUGGUUAUUUUGGUGAAGUGGAGGUGGAAUAUAUAAGUGUGUAGUCCUGCUAAUCGCACAUCAAUAAUAAUUGUCUGAAAUAUUGUGGAUAGCUUUAGUUUUGUAGUAUCAUUUUUUUUUUCUUUUGUUUUGAUGGUAAGCAUCUGCCCUUAGAUGCAAAGAAAAAAAUUGUUUUUCAAUAAAAAGUGCAUUAAAAUUCUCUUAAAAAAAUGAAUAAAGAAACAGUACUUACUAAGAACAUGCCAUUCUUUGCAAUAAUCAUUUGUUCCAUGAGUAUUUUCCCAAAAUUGCAGAUUAGACUAUCAAAAAUAUAUAUAUAUAUAAUAAAUGAAAAGCAAAAUAUAUAUAAAUAUAUAUAUUUCUGUAUAUGCCAUGAUCUUUAUACGUUGUUCAAAAUUUAUAGAUUAUACUACACUGUUACCAAUUUGUUAAUGGUGCCAUAAUUGGCAUGGAUAACUAAUAGUAAUUGUAUUUUUCUUGGAUGUUGUUAUUUUUAUGAAUGAUUUAUAUUUUGAAGUGAUAGAACAUUGCUUGUCUAAAUCUUUAUGAUCUGAAGAAGUCACUGCCAUUUGUUGUCAGUUAUUAUGGCCUGCGACGUGAACAUUUGCAUCCAAUCGGACUCCAGGAUUGUAUCAGUAUAUUCCAUUAGCACCCGUGUGUUUAUUUUUCAUAUUUUCUUUUUUAAGUGUUCAUCUUAUUACAAUAUUGAUGGUUGUGUAUAUAGUAUCCUUUUGACAUUUUUCCUCUAUGUUUGUCGGCAGAAUAAUGCCACGAAACUUCUCAGUGUCAAGUGUUUUUGAUGUUGUAACAACAGAUAUCAUUAAAAAAAAAGAAAAAAAAAUUCUUCCGGCAAUGGUGCUCUGGCCGUGGAAUACCAUGUUAUCAUCGGAUUUUUUUCUUCGGUGUGUCGAAAUUCUAGCAAAUUGUUGACUUUCCUUUCGGAAAGUAUUGAAAUUCUAACAAGGCGGAGUUAUAUAGUUGAAGAAUUAAAUAUCAUAUUACAUUUUGAAUAUGUGUAAACAGUAUAUUAUAUAUUGUCAUGUUUUUAUUUUCCUCCAGUUCCAUAAAGCACCUCUCUUCUCAUGGUAUAAAUGUGUACUUACUGUAUCUAUUCCAAUGUGUCCUAGACAAUUAGCUGUAGGCAAUCAACCAAGGAGCUCUCCUACAUAUAUUUAUUUUUUAUUUUUAUUUUUUUGUUUGUUUUCCUCCUCCGUGCUCCCACAAAAUCUGUAAUGAGUUUCACAAAGUUGAUUUCGUUCAGCAAUAAAAACCUAAAUCUUGUCAACUGAUGGCUGCGAUUGUACUGUGCAGCAAAAAGAGAUGUAAAGAUUCUUUUAUUUGUUUGAAAGUUGUCAGUGGGAGAUGCAAAAUAAAGAGCCGUUUUUCUCGCAGUAUACAUAA
Centruroides sculpturatus (bark scorpion) is the source of this 4139-nucleotide messenger RNA. It is a transcript of the gene EndoA, whose product is annotated as endophilin-A-like. Gene Ontology annotation, cellular component: glutamatergic synapse; cytoplasm; presynapse. Bases 152 to 1432 code for a protein of 426 amino acids. The transcript is spliced from 14 exons. The record is from RefSeq and is a predicted model, not a curated record. Gene Ontology annotation, molecular function: protein binding. NCBI's taxonomy places the organism in Eukaryota, Metazoa, Arthropoda, Arachnida, Scorpiones, Buthidae. Gene Ontology annotation, biological process: synaptic vesicle uncoating.